Messenger RNA from Polyodon spathula (Mississippi paddlefish), 1006 nucleotides. RefSeq names its product RAB5 interacting factor (gene rab5if). NCBI's taxonomy places the organism in Eukaryota, Metazoa, Chordata, Actinopteri, Acipenseriformes, Polyodontidae. The record is from RefSeq and is a predicted model, not a curated record. The transcript is spliced from 4 exons. The coding region runs from base 211 to 594 and encodes 127 amino acids. Gene Ontology annotation, biological process: mitochondrial respirasome assembly.
GCAGUGACCCUGCGGAGAGUAACGUUGUGUAGCGUCAGCACGGUUUGGGUUGAAUCAAUUUGCAAUCAGAGCGAGCGACUGUGACACUCACGUUUAUUCUUUUUAUUUAUGUGCUGUAAAAAAAAAAAAAACGAAGUUGUUAUUAAAAACGUAGGUCGGCGGCACCGAUCAAAGUCCCCCCCGCGCCUCAUUCUGUAGCUGACCCGGAGAAUGACGAAUAGUGCUAAAAGGAAAGAAGACUCGCAUGUCGCCAAUGGGGGGUUGAAGGUAUCCCCAUGGAGCAAAGCUUUUAUCAGGAACGCCACGUGGGAAGACAAGGAUGAAUUUCUAGAUGUGAUAUACUGGAUUCGGCAGAUCAUUGCUAUUAUUUUGGGAGUCGUUUGGGGAAUCGCACCGCUGAAAGGGUUUUUAGGAAUUGCAAUAUUCUGUGCAAUCAAUGCCGGAGUCCUGUACCUGUACUUCAGCAGCUUCCAGCAAAUAGAUGAAGAGGAGUAUGGAGGACUGUGGGAACUAACCAAAGAGGGCUUCAUGACAUCCUUUGCAUUGUUCCUGGUUGUAUGGAUAAUCCUGUACACUGCCCUCCACUAUGACUGAAGAUAGCAAAGAUCUUUUUAUCAUGGAAAGAAUGGAACGUUUUAAAUGAUUUAAAAUGUAGAAAACGUAGAGUUUGGAAUGUCAGAAGUCAUCUUUUUUUUUUUACCAGUAUCACAGGACCACAGAGGGGAGCAGGGGGAAGUGCUGAUUGGGGCUGUUCCAGAGAUAACAACCACCACCCUCAGGCUGAGUUUAUGCAUCAUAUUUCUUGACAAUUUUCCAAAAAAAAAAAGCCAUGGAUGAAUAGCGAUGUCUUGAAGCAACAGCAGUUCAACUAACUAGAUUUUUUUUCUUCCAAUAUGGUAGCCUGAUCAAAACCAAUAGUUUUAAAGUCAUCUGAGGCAUUUUUAAUGGACUGUGUAAAAUAUCUGAAAUGUUUGUUUAAACAAUACUUAUUAAACUUUGAUUUGUA